ACAGUACACCCAAGAGUCGACCAUUUGUUAAAAUGGGAUGACUAUGAUUUCAGGGUGAGAUUUAGACUUGGAAAGGAUGUUGUUCUUCAAGUAUUAGAGUACAUUGAAGAUGAGAUAUCAUCACCAACUGAUAGAAAUAAUGCCGUAACAACGAUCAACAAACUAUUGCUGACCAUUCGAUUCUAUGCUACUUGCAAUUUUUUGAUAACGGCUGGUGAUUUUAUGGGUGUGAGUAAAACCACAGCUUGUUUAAUUGUACGUAAUGUCAGUGUAGCGAUAGCAAAACUUCGACCAAGAUUCAUCCGUAUGCCAGAGACUGAAACUGAAAUAAAAAAUUUACAACGCYGGUUUUAUGAAAUAGCACGGUUUCCAARAACAAUAGGUGCAAUUGAUUGCACUCACAUAAAAAUUCAAAACCCUGGUGGUCCAAAUGGUGAAUACUUUAGAAAUCGUAAAGGGUAUUUUUCAUUAAACGUUCAAACAAUUUCAUGUCCGGAUUUAAAAAUAAUGGAUGUUGUUGCACGUUGGCCAGGGUCAUGUCACGACCAAACUAUUUUUAAGAAGUCUCGUGUUUACAAUAAAUUGGUCAGUGGUUAUUGGAAAAAUAGUCUAAUUGUWGCUGAUAGUGGCUACGSUAAUUCACAAUAUGUUGUCACUCCAUACUUAAACCCUCAAAAUGCCCCUGAAGGAUUAUACAAUGAAUCUUUAAUUAGAACUAGGAAUCCAGUUGAGAGAUCAUACGGAGUUCUAAAACGUAGAUUUCCCGUCCUAUCUUUUGGAUCACGUUUAAAAAUGGAWAMCACCCAAGCUAUGAUCGUUGCUUGUUGUAUUUUACAUAAUUUAGCAUGUGAUCAUAAUGAUUUAGAACCACCCGAACUAUUAGGUAUGUGUAUGCCAGUUAUAGAUGACUUCAAUUUAAGAGAGGAACAUGAACCAGAAGUUGGAAAUGCGAGACAGCAGUUAACUGAAGAAUAUUUUUCAGUUUUGAUUUAA
This is a messenger RNA of Diuraphis noxia (Russian wheat aphid), 993 nucleotides long. Its product is annotated as putative nuclease HARBI1. Lineage: Eukaryota; Metazoa; Arthropoda; Insecta; Hemiptera; Aphididae. The record is from RefSeq and is a predicted model, not a curated record.